CGGCGGCGGGGCGUGCAGGCGGGCUGCGGGAAGGGCACGGAUGAGGCGCAUGCGCGUGGGGGACGGGCGCUGGGGCUGUAACGGCUCGGCGCGGAGAGGCCGGGCGGGGUUCGCCGCCGCCGCCCCCGCCGGCGGCCCCUGCUGCGGCGGGGCGGAGGAGAUUGCCGAGCCGGGCGGCCGCCAGGAGGGCUGGCGGGGCCAGUCGCGGGGCUCGGCGCAGCAGCUGGCGGAGCGGUACGCGGACCUGGCGGCCAGCCACGGCGAGGCGCUGCGGCAGCGGGAGGAGCAGGAGUGGCACAACGCGCGGCUGCGCCAAGAGAACGCCCGGCUGCGGCUGGAGAACCGCCGCCUGCGCCGGGAGAAUCGCUGCCUCUUCCGCCAGGCCCUGCUGGGUCCCGGCCCCGACCAGCCCGCCGCCGCGGGCGAGAAGGCGGAGGCGGAGGCCCUGCGCGCCCAGCUGCGGCGGCUGCAGGAGAAGCAUCGCCGGGCCUUGCAGCACCUGCGGCGCUGCAGAGCCGCCGGCGGGCCGGAGGCCUCGGAGCUGGACGAGCUGCUGGAGGAGGACGAGAAGCCGCCGUCUUCCCCCGAGCAGCUGCUGGUGAAGAGGAGCCUGGUGCCGCCCGUGUAGCCGCGCCCCGGGGGAAGGCGCGGCCGGGAGGGCUGCUGUGAGGGGGCGGCUCCGCAGGGCCGCCCGCCCGCCGCCGCCGCCGCGGGCAGCGCCGGCUCUCGGGGUGGGGGAGAGGCGGCUUGCCCCCUCCUUCCUCCCUUCCAUGGCCCCGGCGAAGCGCGGGGCUGACCCCCUCUCCCCCACCUUCAGUCAAAAGAGGCUCUUCCCAAAGAAAGGGGGGGGAGGGGUAAUCCGCUUCCCAGAGGUAUGGCCAGGAAGCAUUGACCGUGAUAAAGGAGAAGCAGGUUCAGCUGGGAAGUUGAGGCUUGGAAAUGUUUCAGUCGAGGUGUGCCUCAAAGCAGCUGUUGUCGCGGAGAAAAGAGCCACGGUGCAAAGAACAGUUGGUCUAAUGUCACCGCAUGGCAUGGAACUGUGCUUCCUUCCUCUGGGGACCAGCUGUGGAUCGCCUUUUUUCUCUUUUGAGUUAGUGACUGUCAAGUAGACCUCAACAGCCAUGGAGGCUAUCAAAAGAUGGCUCUGACUAGUUCUUAGUAGUCUGUGUAUGUCUGUUAGGAAAGGGGCUGGAGGAACCUUGCAAGCUUCUUUUGUCAGCACUCCAGUAAAAGUUGGUCAUCGUUUGAACUCCUCCGAAUUGUCUGGACAGUCACUGCAAAACAGUAUUUGUAUCUUUGAUGGUGGACUUUGUUCACUCUCACAUGAAUAUUGGUUUGCAUUUCACACUUUCACUUAAAACUGCAGCUGAUAAUAAAACCAUGACACAUCAAA
This is a messenger RNA of Aquila chrysaetos chrysaetos, 1393 nucleotides long. RefSeq names its product tumor suppressor candidate 1 (gene TUSC1). The coding region runs from base 41 to 628 and encodes 195 amino acids. The transcript has a single exon. NCBI's taxonomy places the organism in Eukaryota, Metazoa, Chordata, Aves, Accipitriformes, Accipitridae. The record is from RefSeq and is a predicted model, not a curated record.